Ctenocephalides felis (cat flea) is the source of this 1045-nucleotide messenger RNA. It is a transcript of the gene Rnf11, whose product is annotated as RING finger protein 11. The record is from RefSeq and is a predicted model, not a curated record. NCBI's taxonomy places the organism in Eukaryota, Metazoa, Arthropoda, Insecta, Siphonaptera, Pulicidae. The transcript is spliced from 2 exons. The coding region runs from base 449 to 880 and encodes 143 amino acids.
GAACCGUUCAGUUGCGAGUAGUGGUGAUGGUGGUCAUUGCACAUUGAUUCGUCCGCUGCAACUUCAUUCGGUCCCUUUCAAAAUCAGCUGUGUAUUUGCGCCUUGCGUCACGCACGCGAAAGACUUGAAAGAAUGCUUUUGCAAAGUUUGUUGUGGUAGACAUGAAACGUAUCUGAUGAGAUUGCAAAAUGUAAAUAGCAUGCCAUACAAUAAUUUUACGCGUUUGGGUUGUUUACAAUACUAUUUACCGGCGUGCUAAUAUACUAAGCGGGGUCAUUGGUAAUUUGUAUUCGAAAUUAUUCCGUGUUUUGCUAACAUACGAUCAACAAUGUUGUGAUCAGUGCUAUUUCGCUCCUGUCGCAUAGGUGCUCGUUUUGCUAGACGAUUUAUUAUUAAAUACAUGCAAUUGUCAUGAGCUGAUCCCAGACAAUCGAAAUCAUCAACAACAAUGGGCAAUUGUUUGAAGAGAAGCACAGCUGAUGAUAUAUCAUUGCUGCGAGGACAUGAUAGUGGCCGUGAAUCUUCUUCAGAACAAUUGGGACCACCACAUUUUCAGGAGAUUCUGCAACCUGUCUAUUACCCUUCACCUAAUGUCAGCCGACCUGCUUGUCACCUCACCGAAGAGGAGCAAAUAAAAAUAGCGAAGAGAAUUGGUCUGAUCCAACAUUUACCAAGCGGCACCUAUGAUGGAUGCAAGAAGGCACGUGAAUGUGUGAUCUGCAUGGUCGAGUUUGCAGUGGGCGACUCUGUCAGAUAUCUUCCCUGUAUGCACACUUACCAUGUCAUGUGCAUUGAUGAUUGGCUGAUGCGCAGCCUCACUUGCCCAAGUUGCAUGGAGCCAGUAGAUACAGCGCUACUUUCUACUUACGAAACAACUUAGUGAACAAAUGAUGAUCAGUGUCUGGGGAGUGCAAUUAUUGUAUAGUACUUAGAUUAAGUGUAUGAAAUGGAGGUGGUUCUAAUAUUUUAAAGAUGACUUCAAUCAAUUUGACUGAGCAACACAACAUAUUCUAAAAUUUGGAAUGAAGAGUUUUAGAUUUUUGAU